CAUAGAAAGGCCGGGCACCACAUUUUUGAAUUCCAUUACAGAUUAAUAUGACAGGUUUCAUAUAACCAUAACCAAAAUAAUUGUACAAUAAAAAUGACAAUAGUGUUUUUUUUUCACUGUCAUUGCCGUGAAACAGGCUGUAAACAUUCGCUGUGUCGGUGACCUAGUCACAGCGAGCAAAUAAAAAGGUGAUCCCAUUCUGAACAGCGUCAUAUCCCAAGGUGCAAGCAGGAGACCAACGUUCGCAGCAAACAUAAUAAAGGUAAAGGCCUCUGCUUUGUCAACUUGUAGGUCAGUUUCAUUGUUGCAGUGGGAGAUGGUAAAAGCAUAGAACAAGACGAAGAGAUAAUUUCAACAAAAGAUUUGGACAGGGAUACUGUUACACUAUAAAAGGCAAAAGAGAGGCACAGUCAUCAGCAGUUCAAAAUCCUCUGAAGGUGUGUGUGUGUGUUGGAGCUGAAAAAACAAAGGUAAGACACGCAAUUUUUAAUCACUUUGCUCACAUGCAGUCAAUAUUAGAGUCGGAGUGAUUCCACGUUGAACGUUGCUCUCAACUCUGAUAUAUGAUAUUGGCAGUAAGGUGCAGUAGAAGGUUAGGAUGUUAGCGUUUUCUUACCCUUGUGUGUGAAAGUAAACACUGCAUAAUAUCCACUCUUAUAAUAAUAAUAUUUUCUCCCCUGUAGGAGAUAAGAGACAGAAUGGGUUUGCUACAAAUUUGUACUUCACUGUUGCUUUUUACCUUCGCUACAUCAGCGCCAACGAAUGAUUCCAAGAUCAUUGGAGGUCAAGUUGUCAGCCCAAACUCCCUCAAAUACCAGGUGUCUGUGUUUAGCAAGAUAGUCAACAGCCAUUACUGUGGCGGAACCUUGGUCCACCCUCAGUGGGUGGUGUCUGCUGCCCACUGCUGGAUACCGUAUUUCCUGAUGACGGUGCGUUUAGGUAGACACAACCUGCUUAGAAAUGAAGAGGAGACUGAACAAACCUUCUCCGUCAUAAGGACUAUGAAAGCCGGGUUUAACUAUGCCACAUUUGACGACGACAUCAUGCUUCUGAAGCUGGAUAGACCAGCAAUACUGAAUGAAUAUGUAGAUCUCGCCCAACUGCCAACUCCAUCAGAAUACCUCGCCCCGUACAGUGUCUGUACAGUGAGCGGCUGGGGGGUGACAAGUAUCUUCGACUACUACCUGUCCCCUGUGCUACGUGCUGUGGAUGUCAGUAUUAUACCAUACUGCCAAUACUACUACUGGGGCAUGAUCUCUGAAAACAUGAUAUGUGCAGGAUCUCCAUACGGUGGAAAGGACUCCUGUCAGGGUGACUCUGGUGGCCCCCUAAUCUGCAAUGGCAAAUUGAUGGGCAUCGUCUCCUGGGGUAUCAGCUGUGCAAACCCAAGGUACCCUGGGGUUUACACCAAAGUGAGCAACUACGUCGACUGGAUCAAUUUCAUAGUUACCCAAUACUAGAAGGAGUUUGCCACCAUCCUGGAUGAAACUGUUGCAGAUUUGAUUGUUGAUCUGAUGAAUAAUUCAGUACUCGGAAUAACAUUUGUGAUUACUGCCUUUUUUCUUUCUUUCUUUUUAAUUUUGCCAAAGUCAACUUAUCACACUUGGUAUAUUAGGGUUAUAUCUUUGGGGUAAGCUUAACAAAUUCAGGGUAAACAAUCAUUUCUUUGACAUUUGGUUUCUUACAUAUAUGUUGAUGGGCCAAUAAUGUGGUGAGUCAUUUUACAUCCACUGCUCUGACAUGAGAUGCAGUAAUAAACGUUUGCCUUUUGUAAUUUUUUCUAGCGGUACAAGAAUCAGUUCCUGUAUAGUAAAGCUACACUGUUUACAGAUGACCAAACUGGUUAUAAGCAACAAUAGAGAAUUAUCACACUGCCCUGUUUUUCAGUGUUUUCUUUGUCAUCAUCAACAACUUUUAAAAGAAUUUUCACUCAAAAACAACUUUAAUUUAACAUUUGAUUACUUGCUAUAUGUUGUAAAUAUAGUCAAUAAAUAGAAUAUAACACUCACUAACAAGUGCAAUAUGAAGAAGCUCAUCACAUAGAAGUGGUUAGUGAACAUGGCUGAAACUUUCUCACCGCUACUUAAAGCUCAACGUGAAGAAAUUAAGCGCAGGUCAAGAAAAAUUGUUUCUUUUGCACUGUAAGUUAUAUAUAUCUGUAUAUGUUUUGAACAAUCUUUUUACAUUUACAAGAAAAAAGAGCCAAUAAAAUUGUUAUUAUCUCAA
This is a messenger RNA of Cynoglossus semilaevis (tongue sole), 2226 nucleotides long. RefSeq names its product trypsin. The transcript has 5 exons. Bases 699 to 1460 code for a protein of 253 amino acids. The record is from RefSeq and is a predicted model, not a curated record. Gene Ontology annotation, biological process: proteolysis. Gene Ontology annotation, molecular function: serine-type endopeptidase activity. NCBI's taxonomy places the organism in Eukaryota, Metazoa, Chordata, Actinopteri, Pleuronectiformes, Cynoglossidae.